AAGACCCGUAAGACAAACGUUUGGGGUAGUGCUGUUUGUCCUCGCUGUCAGUCCGUAGUAGGCCUUGAAGCGAAUGAAAGCUCACAAACUACCAAAGAUCACGGGGGUCGGGGCCUGUUCCCGAGGGAGCCGUAUAUCCUCCGUCUCGGGCUCGUCAGAGUCGUGAAAGAAGAAACAGGAUUCUGCUAGUCCGUGGCAACAUCAUGUCGGCGGACACCAAAAUCGCAGAGCUUUUAACAGAGCUCCAUCAACUCAUCAAGCAGACGCAGGAGGAGCGGUCGCGCAGUGAACACAACCUGCUCAACAUCCAGAAAACACAUGAGAGGAUGCAGACUGAGAACAAGACCUCCCCUUACUACCGGACUAAGCUGAGGGGACUCUACACCACAGCCAGAGCAGACGCUGAGGCAGAGUGCAGACAAGCUGUCUUCAUCAGGGUAGCCUACACUGAUAUCCCUAUGCCCCUUGCCCUAUGGACCCUUGAAGUGUCCACUGAUCUGAUAUGUAUUCUUCGUCAUGCUCUCGACAAAAUUGCAGAGAUCAAAUCCUUAUUGGAGGAGAGGCGAAUAGCGGCUAAGAUGGCAGGGGUGAACAGCGACAAUGACCCCCCCAGGAAGACCAUGCGGAGGGGGGUGCUGAUGACACUGCUCCAACAGUCAGCCAUGACGCUCCCGCUGUGGAUUGGCAAGCCAGGAGACAGUCCUCCUCCCCUGUGUGGGGCGAUGCCAGCCAACAGUGACUAUGUGGCCAAGCAAGGGGACAAGGUGGCAGCGCGGGUCAAGGCCGUGGACGGAGACGAACAGUGGAUCCUGGCCGAGGUGGUCAGCUACAGCCACUCCACCAACAAGUACGAAGUGGAUGACAUUGAUGAGGAAGGAAAAGAGAGACACACCCUGAGCAGGCGGCGUAUCAUCCCCCUGCCCCAGUGGAAGGCCAACCCAGAGACGGACCCGGAGGCCCUGUUCAGUAAAGACCAGCUGGUGCUGGCCCUCUACCCCCAGACCACCUGCUUCUACAGAGCCCUCAUCCACACACACCCACACCGGCCCCAGGACGACUACUCAGUGCUGUUUGAGGACACGUCGUACGCAGACGGCUACUCCCCGCCCCUCAACGUAGCUCAGAGAUACGUGGUGGCCUGCAAAGAGAACAAAAAGAAGUAAAGAAGAGACAAGAAUAUACUGUAUUUUGUCAGACUUGACAAGUACACUGUGUAGACAAGUGUUCCUAGACAAGUGUUUCCAACCACCCCCUCCCCAGAAUAACAAUGGAUUCCAUACCUUAACCACACGUAUGGACACACUGAGGGCGGGUUUCCAAUAAAAUAACAUCAAAUCAAA
Molecule: messenger RNA, 1340 nt
Organism: Oncorhynchus nerka (sockeye salmon)
Lineage: Eukaryota; Metazoa; Chordata; Actinopteri; Salmoniformes; Salmonidae
Product: SAGA-associated factor 29-like
Exons: 12
Coding region: 204-1163 (319 amino acids)
Cellular component (GO): SAGA complex
Source: RefSeq, a predicted model, not a curated record